AUGGAUUUCAGAGGUGCGGCUGAAAGCAGCCUUGAUGAGGCCAGCUUAAGCGACGGAUCCCCGACGAGAAAAAAGAGAAAAAGAAAUCUGUUUUUGGAUGGCCUAAGAAAGAAGGUGACCAGUGAAAUUGGUGAAGUUGACAGAGAAUACAACAGCGCGCUACCAUCAUCGGCUGCAUGUGAACGUCUGUUCAGCACUGCUGGACUAAUUUUUGUUCAAAAACGUUCGAAUUUAUCGGACAGCAAUUUUGACAAACUCCAAACUGUUUUCUUAAAACAGAAUGGAAUUUCGUCUCGAAACUGGUAA
Messenger RNA from Daphnia magna, 306 nucleotides. RefSeq lists its product as uncharacterized. The transcript has 3 exons. The record is from RefSeq and is a predicted model, not a curated record. NCBI's taxonomy places the organism in Eukaryota, Metazoa, Arthropoda, Branchiopoda, Diplostraca, Daphniidae. Bases 1 to 306 code for a protein of 101 amino acids.